Molecule: messenger RNA, 3860 nt
Organism: Neurospora crassa OR74A
Lineage: Eukaryota; Fungi; Ascomycota; Sordariomycetes; Sordariales; Sordariaceae
Exons: 7
Coding region: 808-3558 (916 amino acids)
Cellular component (GO): cell cortex of cell tip
Molecular function (GO): protein binding
Source: RefSeq, a predicted model, not a curated record
GCGAUGCAUCAACAUGAAAGUGCAACCCAGCAUCAUGCAUUUUAUGUCGAUGGCGGCUAAUCAUGAUUGCACCUCGUUUCGGCACUCUUCACCAUUCACACAAACCAUCGUGAUCGGCAGCGAUGUGAUGUCUGGUGAGUUCGAGACGCCAAACGCCAUGAGGACGAUGGAUAGCGAUGGCGACAGAGAGGCGACGCACCCAAUGUAGAGAUGCUGCCAACAGCAGCUCACUUUGUUCUUACGCGUCCGUCUGUCCAAACGAUAGUGGAAGCAAACCUUGCGGCCACUCCCGCCAUCCUGUCUCACACGAAGUUCUGGAAUCCGGUUCGGCUCGACCGUAUUGCCGGGGCGUUGUGUUUGUUUGCUUCCUCAGCAGGGAGCACAUCUCGUCAGUCGUCGACGAGGCCGUAUACACUUCGACGUACUCCCACACCCGUACAGUCACUUCUCGCUCUAGCCUCUCUCGCGAGACGUCUGUUGCAGAAAUCCACCUUCUUGGAUAAACCACACUCCUAUUAUACUCCAGCUCGUGGCUGCUCUUCGGUUUUGCCACGGCCUUUGAGCACCACACAAUUGGUUGUUGCCGUUGUGCGGGGUUGGGGAUCCAGGUGCUGAACACUUUUGUGUCCCUCUGCCACGACCCCCUUCGACCUAUUGGGGCAUCACAUAUAUGGAUUCUUGGUGACGUUCAUCAACGGCUUUAUCGUACCCUGGUGCCUUCAAGCAAGCGCAUCAGCCAGCAAUUUUAUCUGUCCCUUCCAUCAACAUCGUCUACGACUGGCAGUUUCUAGUUGGUGUUCAAGCAUCAUGGGCUUCAGCGUUUUGGCCGCACUGGCCCUCGCCCCUUAUUUCUUCUCUGUUCAGGCCCAGUCGGUCUGGGAGGAGGGUCAAGUCAGCACCACGCUAUGCUACUGGGAACAGCCAAGAGCUGCCAUCAUCCGAGACACUAUCUACAUGGAUGGUGGGAGGACAUGGUGGAUUCCAGGUAUGGCUGAUGGGACUCCCGGGGCUUUGAUCUCCGAUGACAAUCCGUAUGGUCGUAUCUUCGCCCUUAAUCUCAGCAAGUCAUUCGAAACCAAAGACAAUGUUACCGCAAAGUUCGAUAUUAUUCCUAAAGCUCCGUCCGGAAGUGUAGUCAACAACAACGACCCAAACUACAUUGAUGGGGCUUUGUUGGCAAACGACGCUGAAUGGUUUGCCUAUGGGGGCCUCCUCCGGAAAACCGCCGCCUUCAACACGGAGCCCGCGAAAGACCUAGUUUCUGGCUACAGGAAGUAUCAGUACGGCACAGAAAAGCCAGGAUUUGCCCCAGGCCUUUUCAAAAGCAGUCUGGAGACUGAUAGCACGAACGUCACUCGCUACAUUGCUUUUGGAGGUGCGGCAAGCGCGCCAUCUGAGAAUCUGGCGUGGUACUUUUCGGGAGUCCAAACAGAAUCGAAAGGCCCAAUUUACACCGCAUCAGCCAACCGCUCAACAUCGCCUACUCGGAUAGUCGAUUCUUUGAUUACAUUGGACAUGAAGGAGCAACAGAACGAAAAGUGGAAAAACAGCACGCUCCCCCCCGGAAUCUCUGGCCGAGCGAACCCUGAGUUGGUCUGGGUUCCCGUUGGUGCCAAGGGCAUUCUCGUCGUUCUCGGAGGCGUCGUUUUCCCUGAUUUCAUAAGUAUAGUUUCUGGGACCUCAGAAAACGAGACCGAAAGCAAGGCAAUAAGUCCCACAUUCAUGACUACAAUCGAUGUAUACGAUGUCGCGAACGACCGAUGGUACAGCCAGCCGACGACAGGCGACAAUCCUGGACAACUGACUCGCGGCUGUGCCGUGGUAGCACCUGCUGAAGAUCAAUCAAGCUUCAACAUCUAUUAUUACGGCGGCUACAAGGGACUCAAGGAGACCGACGACUUUAAUGACGAUGUCUGGGUGCUUUCCGUGCCAUCUUUUACCUGGACGAAGAUCACGUCAAGUACGUCCAACGGUAGGGCUGGACACAAGUGUUUCAUGCCUUAUCCUGACCAGAUGUUUGUUAUGGGGGGGUAUACAAGUGCGCCCGAAGAUGGGCCUCCAGAUUGUGUCAUUGAGCUUGUUCGAGUGUUCAACUUGACAUCCGGAACAUGGCUUUCUGGAUACGACCCUGCUAAGCACUGGUCCUAUGGUGUUCCUGAGGCCAUCCAAAAGAAGAUCGGUGGUUCUGCUACAGGCGGUGCAACCGCACGCGCGCCGAGUAAUGGCUGGGCUGCAGCAGAUCUGGGAAAAGUCUUUGACACCAAGUAUCCGACCAAGAUCGCGACAUGGUACCCGUAUGUGUCUGAAGCGCCAGUAAACAACACGAAUCCCGGGAGUAGUGAUCCACAUAAGAAAAGAUCAGGGGGUGUACCAUCCUGGCUCCCUCCCGUGCUUGGUGUGGUGCUAGGGCUGAUGCUCUUGACUAUAAUCGCUGUCCUGGUUCUCCUCUGGAGGCGCCGCAGGUUAUUGAGGGCUGGCACCAGUGUACCCGAAACUGAAGACACUAAUGGCUACCGAAUCAUGUCCUGGAUGCGCGGUCAGCAGCAACACGUCACUGAAAAAGCCCCUACCGUCACGACCUCGGAUGAACUCAGCACGAUCCCUCACAGCCCCAGUCCUAUGCAGGAUAUGGAAAGCACAGGAUCACCUAUGCCGCCGCCCCCAAUUGCUGAGGCUAUGGACACACAAAUCACGCCGCCGCCAGCUCCAGCGGAGUUGAUGGAUACCUCGCCUCGCGCCGAACUUCACGACACUAGCUUGAGUCACAUUGAUGUCUUGAAUCGCCAUUCGAGCGUCGGUCGAAUCAACACAGUCGGACAUGGCUCUCUCAACAACCCCUCAUACUACACGGGAGGGACACACCAGAUGGACCACGCGAGCAACCACACCCGCUCAUCCACUGGCGUUGCCUCCUCUCUGCCACCGCAUAUGCAAGGCAUCGAUGGUGCCCCAACCAACUUCCGUCCCGACUCGGAGCUGAUGGGCAGUGUUCCAUCCGAGGCUGCGUCCGCUAACAGAGACACGCCUUCACCCACGGUUUCACCAACCACCACAACAGCGACCCGUGGCUUUGCCCUCUCGGACGUCUCCAAUGUCAGCGAGCGCGAUAAGACACAUCUCCGACAGAUCAGCGACGCAACCGUGAGCUCCAUGACCUCGGGACAAACGUCUCUCAACAACGGACAGCACCCAUCCAACGUCAAGAGUGGCCACCGCUUCAGCAACGGCCCAGCCCCCAGCUCUGUCCCGGAGGAACAUGCCAUCGAUCAGCAGGGUGGGCAACAGGCGCCCGACCACCUCCCUACCCCCCAGUCCGCAACGUCCGCUAUGGGCGGUACGCUAUCAGUGGGAUCGCCGCAGCCGAUAUCGCCGCCUACGGCAGGGUUAACGGAGGGAAGCGAGGAUUACAUGAGCGUUAGGCCACAGCCACCGCCAACGGCAGGUAUUGGCCCGGGAGUCGCUGGAGGUGCUGGGGCGACAAGUAGUCCGAGACGGAGCAUGUUUACGGAGAGCAAGGAGGAUAUGAACGGGACUGGCCCGGGAGGUGCUGGCAGGUAAUCAGGGGGAAGUGAUAGGAGGCGGAAUGGGGUGGAAGAUUUUAUUGUGCAUGGGUAUUUGGCGAGCUAGAAGGGAUAUGAAUGAUUGGACAGGCCAUGAAUUUUAUGCUGGGUGUCACCAUUUUCCCUUUGUCUGGUAUUUGGUGGGUCCCACUCAUUGGCUUCACGGUCUAGUCAUGUUCAAUAUCAAUAUCAAUGAUGGGAUUCGGGCCUUGGGAUUGAGCUGGUAGAUAGAUACCGUUUGGCAAAGUGAACCUUGCUAUGUUGUGUUUUUGCAGGAUUGAUGUCCCACAAACUCCAGUA